Molecule: messenger RNA, 1850 nt
Organism: Plectropomus leopardus (leopard coralgrouper)
Lineage: Eukaryota; Metazoa; Chordata; Actinopteri; Perciformes; Serranidae
Product: early growth response protein 1-like
Biological process (GO): regulation of transcription by RNA polymerase II
Molecular function (GO): RNA polymerase II cis-regulatory region sequence-specific DNA binding; DNA-binding transcription factor activity, RNA polymerase II-specific
Source: RefSeq, a predicted model, not a curated record
UUGUUGUUGUUGUUUACUCUGCUGAUGACGCAGCACUUCCUACACAAACAACCCUAAAAUCAUCUUGUGCGCGCGGGACCCGGAGCUCACGAGCCUCCAGGUUGGCUUCCUCCGAGCAGAACCGCCCCCAGCCGCAGAGUCAGCCCGGGCAGAGCGCCUCUCCGCCGGGCUCAGCAGCGGAGAGCAGCCCGGUCCCCCCGCCGGAGCAGCCCGGUGCUGCGGAGCCUCCGGAGCCGCCCACGUCCUCCUCCCCCUCCUCCUCCUCCUCCUCCUGCUCCUCCUGCUUCUCUAGAGAGAUGGCAGCCACCAAAGCGGAGCUGCUCCUGUCCGCCCUGCAGAUCUCGGAGCCCCUGUCCGGCCUCCCGCCGCCUCCCUCCCCGCUGGACGGAUUCUCCAAGCUGGAGGAGCUGCGGCUGCUGCUGCAGAACGCCGCGGCCGGAGGGUCGCUGCUGGCCGCAUCCGCUGCGGAGGGAGCCGGGCUGCUGAGCGCGGAGCCCGGGGAGUACGGAGAUUCGCUGUCGGACCUCGACUUCCAGACGCCCCCCCCCCUGACGCCCCGCCUCCCUCCGCUCGCCUACAGCGGCCGCUUCAGCUUCGAGCCCACCACCAGCGCUGGUCUUUGGGCGGAGCCUCUCCUCAGUCUGUUCAGUGGGCUGGUCAGCGUCGGGGCUCCGCCCCCCCCAGCGUGCAGCCUCCCCUUCUCUGCAUCGUCUGUGACAUCAUCAGUGAUAUCAUCAUCGAGCCUCAGCUGUGACGUCACCUCAGUGUUCUCCGCCACGCCGACCUACACCUCCGCCACCACCUCCGACCUCCUCCUCCCCGCCGCUGAUUCCCAGCCGCAGGGCCCGCCUCCUGCCUACGCCGCCACCGCCGCCAGGCUCGGCCUGCAGCCGCCCCCCCGGGUGGUGCCAAUGCUCCCGGACUACCUGUUGCCGUUGCCACAGGACGGCGAGCUGGGCCUGAUCCCAGACCAGAAGCCGGACCUGAUUCCGCCACCGCUCACACCGCUCUCCACCAUCAAGUCCUUCUCCUCGCAGAUCCAGACGCAGCCGCAGGGCCCCGCCUCCAGCCCCGCCCACCAGGCUCAGCUCACCAAACUUGGCCGGAUUAGGAAGUCCCCCGCCGGCCGUCAGUGCAAGACGCCGCACGAGCGUCCGUACGCCUGCCCCGCCGACGGCUGCGAGCGCCGCUUCUCCCGCUCCGAUGAGCUAACGCGCCACGUGCGCGUGCACACGGGCCAGAAGCCGUUUCAGUGCCGCAUCUGCAUGCGCAGCUUCAGCCGCAGCGACCACCUGACCACGCACAUCCGCACGCACACCGGCGAGAAGCCGUUCGCCUGCGCCGAGUGCGGACGCAAGUUCGCCCGCAGUGACGAGCGCAAGAGACACGCCAAGAUCCACCAGCGUCAGCGGGAGCGCAGAGCUGACAGGAGCUGCGCCUCCUCCGCUGCCAGCGCCAUUAACACGCCGCCCACCUCCUCCCCUGGCUCCUCCUACUCCUCCCCCGUGUACAGCUCCUCCCCCACCGCCGCGCUCCUCCCCUCUUCCUCCUGCUUCGCCUCCUCCCCCUCCCCCCUCCUCUACUCCUCCUGCUGCUCUCCUCCCCCAUGGCGAGUCCUCACUCAGAGCUCCCCUCCCCCCCCAGCGCCAACAACUGCUGACGGACAGGAAGUCCUCCUGUCCCGCAGGGACCUUUGACCCCAGACUGAAACUUUAACGUCACGUCAGACUGUACGAGAGGUCAGAGGUCAGCAGAUCUGCGGAGGAGGUCUACGAAACAUUUUGAGCCUCCUCAGCCUCCGUGGUCACUGAUGGCGUCCGGACGCGAACUUUAACCCUUUGAAACCCGAA